UCCCUCUCCCUCCUCUACCCAAAACCCUCGCCUACAUCCGCGGUCCGCCCCCUCCCGCUUCCUGCCAAAACCCUCUUAUCUCCCUCUUCCCUCCGGUUUCGCCCUAAACCAUCGACCUCGUGGACGAACCUUCGGGAUGCAAUCGCCAUCAUAGCUAGCUGAGAAGGCAACCACGAGAUUGCGGCUCACAGAGACCCCCGAAACUCCCAUCUUUUUCAUCCUUCCGCUCCAGCCCUACUAGUAACCAGUGAGGAAGGAUUCAGCUUGAAUCCCACUUAACACCGGCUACCAAACAGCUUAGCAGGCAAAUAGCUCCUUCGGCCUGCGUAGCGCGGAUGACGGCAACCGAUAUGCCGACCUUUGACGUGGGAGAACCUCUGGAACGGUUGUGCUCGGCGGACCCAGCUCUCUUCCUUUCCCCAUCAUCGGAGUUAUCCGCUCAUGCACGUGCCGCUUCUCGCCAUCUCUUCACCUCCCUUCUUCCUUACUGUCCUAAACCCCCAUUGGACGACCUCCUCACUGACGACAGCUUUGAUGCUGAGCAGAUAUGGACCCAAAUUGAUAUCCUAUCUCUGCCCAUUCUGUCCUUGAUUAGACGUGAGAUCAAGCGUUUGGAGCGUGUGGCACCAGUCGUUGAUGGCGUUGAUGCCAAGGAAAUGGACGGAGAGCAGCAAAACGAGGAGGUGAAGGAGGAUGAUGGGGAUGAGGAUGAUGAUGUGGGUGAGGAGGAAGAGAAGUAUGAUGACGACGAUGAGGAUGAUGAUGCCGUGGAGGAGGACAAGGGGGAUGGAAAAAGCAGUGGGACUGGAGUGGAGGACAAGUUCUUGAAGAUUAAGGAGCUGGAGGAUUUCUUGGAGGAUGAUGAGGCAAGGGAGUACGGAUAUCAGAAAAAGGGUGGAAGAGAAAAGUUGAAAAAGGUGGAAAAUCACAGCAAUGAGGAUGCCAUGGAUGCUGACGAAGACGAAGAGGGAGAUGAGGAUGAUGCAGAGUUUGAGGAUUUGGAUGGUGAAGAUGAAGACGUGGAACUUGCAAGGUAUGAAGAAUUCUUUGGAGGGAAAAAGGGCAAGGCCAAGAAUGCAAAGGGUGUUUUAAAUGAUAAGGAGGGUUCAGAUGGAUCCAAGGAAGGAGAGGAUGAGAUGGAUAUUAAUACAAAGAGUGGCGAAUACUUAUCGACUCACGAGAAGCAAUUGUUGAAGUUACACUCUAAAAUACAACAAAUGGAGAAAGCUAAUUUGGAACCCAAGAUGUGGACCAUGCAAGGAGAGGUUACAGCAGCUAAAAGGCCUAAAAACAGUGCACUUGAGGUAGACCUUGAUUUUGAACAUAAUGUAAGACCACCUCCUGUGAUUACAGAGGAAGUAACAGCUUCAAUUGAAGACCUAAUCAAGAAAAGGAUCAUUGAGGGUCAGUUUGAUGAUGUUCAAAGGGCACCCGAAUUACCAUCAAGAGCUCCAAAAGAGUUUAAAGAGAUGGAUGAAACAAAGAGUAAAAAAGGGUUGGCUGAGAUAUAUGAGGAAGAAUAUGCACAAAAGGCGGGUCUAGCCUCUGCUCCUCUUUCCUCUACUGAUAAGCAAAAAGAGGAGGCAAGCUUUUUAUUUAAAAGGCUCUGUUUGAAGUUGGAUGCAUUAGCUCAUUUUCACUUCGCUCCUAAACCGGUUAUUGAAGAGAUGUCAAUAAAGGCAAAUGUUCCAGCUUUAGCUAUGGAAGAGAUAGCGCCAGUUGCAGUUUCAGAUGCAGCUAUGCUUGCUCCUGAGGAGGUGUUUCAAGGAAAAGGCGAUUUCAAGGAAGAAGCAGAGCUAACGCAAUCUGAUAGGAGGAGGAGAAGAGCAAACAAGAAAAGAAGAUUCAAAGAUCUCAGCAAUCUGUCCAGAAGCAGAGAUGCAAGCGCUAAGAAAGAAUCUUCAGCUCUUUCUGCAAGUCGAAAGGCUGCCAGGACAGAAUGACUGGUUCACGUGUAAGCUGAAGAGUAUAUAUUUAAAUGUAUUUUAUUUUAAUUUUAUUUGAAUUUAGGCAAUCGCAGCUGUCUACCGUAGAAUGAUUUUUAUUUAUUUAUUAUUAUUAUUAUUUAGUAUUUAUGUAUUUACAUGCUUGACACCUAAACUUCAAAUUUUGCAUUCAUGCCAUCUUAUGUAUGCAUGAAAGAGGGUGCUGGAUUUGUAAAUAGCACUGUUUUGGGUGCCAUGUAUGUAAUUGCCCCUGCAAUUUUGGGAUAAUUUCAUGCAUAGCGCCCGAGCAUAUUGCUAUUUACAAAAUCAAGCACCCAUGUGAUAUUUUGAACUAUGGAAGUCACAAUCAUUUGAUAAA
Phalaenopsis equestris is the source of this 2304-nucleotide messenger RNA. Its product is annotated as U3 small nucleolar ribonucleoprotein protein MPP10. The record is from RefSeq and is a predicted model, not a curated record. The coding region runs from base 336 to 1943 and encodes 535 amino acids. Gene Ontology annotation, biological process: rRNA processing. Lineage: Eukaryota; Viridiplantae; Streptophyta; Magnoliopsida; Asparagales; Orchidaceae. Gene Ontology annotation, cellular component: sno(s)RNA-containing ribonucleoprotein complex; small-subunit processome; Mpp10 complex. The transcript is spliced from 13 exons.